AUAACUUAUAUCUAUCAAUCAGUUAUUAUCCCUUCUUCCUCUGCCGUCGAAAGAAGGGUAAAAAAAAAAAAACCUAGCACCCGAAUCUCAAUCAGUAGAACAAAGUCUGAGAGUUUCGCUCUCAAAUCGCCUCUCUGAUUUUAGCGAUUGAGAAUCUCCAAUUGUUUUUUCUAGAGAUAAAUGGACGCUGAGAAUGAGAAAACCAUCGAGGAGGCCUCGGUCGUUGUUGUGAAUGAGAAAGACCUUGAGGCCGGUAAGGAUGUGGUUGAGUCUGAGGCUGAUGUUGGAGAAACCUCUGCUGGAGAUGACAAGGUUGUAGAAGCUUCCAUGGAUGAUGAGAAACCAGAGGAGGCCUCUGUUCUUGCUUCUGUUGAGGAGGAGGAGAAGAAAACAGAGGGUGAUGAGACCUCUGUUGAAGGCGCAAGUCCUUCCGGAGUUGAAAAUCCAAAGGGGUUGUCGGGAAAGAAGAAAAUUGUUAAGAGAGUGAAGCAGGUUGUGAAAAAGAAAGUUUUGAAAGUAGGAGGCACUUCUGCUUCUUCUGCUGCUGCUGCUGUGGUGGCUUGUGAGGAGAAUGCCACUGUAGAUCCUUCUCUUGGUGAGGAGGGAACAAAGAAGGUUGCAGAUUCUGAAACUUCUCUUGGAGAAGAAGAAGAAGAAGAUGAUAUAGAAUCUACUGAUGAAGAACUCGCAGAGUCUCCUGCAGAUGCUGAUGCUGGCGCUCUGAAGAGCGUUGGGAAGAGAUUACUAAAGGGGAAGAAAGUCCAAGGAGCCGCCCUUAAAACUGCAAUUACAUUGCAGGAAGCUGAUAAAAGAACUCCUCAGAAUGACCAAGAGAAUAACAACUCGUUAGCUGUGAACGAGCAAACCAAUGGCGUUGAGAAACCUAACUCGCUGGAUGUUAAUGCUAGCGAACAAAAGAACGAGGACCAAACUGGCAUGGCUGGUGGGAGGAAACGCAAAAGGAGAAGAGGUGGGAAACAGGUCUCAGGCUCAAACAAGAAACAAAUGAAAGAAGAGGUCGUAGUGGCUUCUGCUGCUGAUGCAAAGCAGAAAAGUAUAGAAGAGGAGGGGAAAAAGAAGCCUGAUGAUGACCUUGAGAAAAAGGAACUGGAUGGUUCUGGGAAUGUGAAGCAUGCUGGUUUGAUCUUCAUGUGCAACGCCAAAACUAGGCCCGAUUGUUUCCGGUUCAGUGUGAUGGGGGUGCAAGAGAAAAGGAAGGAUUACGUGAUGAGUAUCAAGCCAGGGAUUAAGCUUUUUCUUUAUGACUAUGAUCUCAAACUCCUAUACGGAGUUUUUCAAGCUUCCUCUGCGGGUGGGAUGAAACUUGAGCGCAAUGCUUUUGGUGGAUCCUUUCCCGCUCAGGUGCGCUUCAAGGUGGUUAGUGAUUGUAUACCAUUGCCUGAGAGCGAAUUCAAGAAAGCAAUCAAGGAGAAUUACAACAACAGAAACAAGUUCAAAACAGAACUAACUCGUAAACAGGUAUUCAAGCUUACAAAGCUUUUCCGACCAGCUGCUCUCCCUGCACAAUUGACUCACACUCUGCCAGUCCCUGUUCCUCGACCUGCUGAAAGGAAAAGAUCUGACAAUGACCGUUAUGCUGCUGGCGGCAGCAGCAGAACUCAUGGAAGGAGCUCACGCAAUGCUGCUGCACCUCCUCCACGACGCAGAGAAGAGCCGCCCCGCAGAGAAGACCCACCCCGUGAUCUAUAUCUCACUGAAAGCGAGUAUAGAACAUACGGCUUGAGAAGAGCAGAGCCAGCUCAGCAUUAUCCAGUUCCGCCACCUGAGUCUUCUUACCGUCUGGUGGACUCUUACCGUCCAUCUGUGGUGGACCAUGAGCGGCUUUUGAGACAAGCAGAGAUUGAGAGGCAUCAUGAGCGUAGUAGAGAAGUUCUUUUGCCUGAGAGAAGCUACCACCCGUCGUAUGAUCACCUAAGCUCUAGGCGCCUGGCGCCAGAGCCACCUGUGGAGUCUUACAGGAGAGACCCGUAUCACAGAGUCGAGUACCGUAGCCCUGAAAGACUACAUAGGACGUACCUGCCUUCUUCAGGAAGAGAAGACGAUGACUUGUACUCCCGAUAUGUUACACCGGACUCAUUGGCUGAGUACUACCGAUCAUCGUCAUCAUCUCGCAGAUACCCUCCAAGCAUUGCUGAAUCUGAGUUUCCGCCUUCAUCAUUAACGUCCCGGUAUGCGUACUCAGGGUCUUUACCUUAUUCUCACCGCUGAUUUCUACUUUAUAGCUCUUUCCUUUGAAAUGUAUUUGCUGUUUAAUGUAUGUUUGGAUUUGGACAUGCUUUCGUUGGUUCCACCCGAACUUGGAUUGUACUGUGGUUUUAUUUAUUCGUCGUUGUACCAAUUGGCCUCGGGCAGACUUUUUUUUUUAUAUUCUCUUAAAUAAAUGUUUUAUAUAUAUUCUCUUCA
Messenger RNA from Raphanus sativus (radish), 2424 nucleotides. RefSeq lists its product as uncharacterized. The transcript has 4 exons. Lineage: Eukaryota; Viridiplantae; Streptophyta; Magnoliopsida; Brassicales; Brassicaceae. The record is from RefSeq and is a predicted model, not a curated record. Bases 181 to 2229 code for a protein of 682 amino acids.